GCGGCGGCGCUGGGCGGCUCUCGCUGCUGCUGCAGAGGAUCCCGUCCGCUUCCGCCACGCGCCCCCCUCCAGAUCCGGCGUCCGCUGGCGGGCUGACCCACUGCCCCGUUCUCAACCCCGCCCGGACCCGCAUGGCGUGCUACCUGGUCAUCAGCUCCAGGCAUCUCAGCAACGGGCACUACCGGGGCAUUAAAGGGAUCUUCAGGGGACCGCUCUGCAAAAACGGCUCGGCCUCUCCGGAUUUUGCUGAAAAGGAGAAGGCAGCGGCAAGGGCUCUAGAGGAUGUGAAGGCUAACUUCUACUGUGAAUUAUGUGACAAGCAGUACCAUAAGCACCACGAAUUUGACAACCACAUCAAUUCCUAUGAUCAUGCUCACAAGCAGAGGCUGAAAGAGCUAAAACAAAGGGAAUUUGCACGGAACGUGGCUUCAAAAUCCUGGAAAGAUGAGAAGAAACAGGAAAAAGCACUCAAGCGACUCCAUCAGCUGGCUGAGCUGCGGAAGCAGUCAGAAUGCGUUGCUGAAUGCAGACCUGCGUUUAAAUCUCCCCAAGUGGUUGUAGAAAAAGAGCCGACGCCGCAAGAUAAACUUCUGUUAGCUCAAGAAGGCAAAGUCAAGAAUACAGCUGAAGGAAAAAGCAUCACCAGCAGCACAUCAGAGAAGCAGCAGGAACUUUUGCUAAGCAAGAACCAGUCUUGCAUAGAGACACACCGUUUUCUUAGAAGCCACAUCUCUCCCGCAUUCUCCUGUGGCACCAAUGGCUGCAAUCGGGCCGGGGUGUCCUUUUCAUUCUCUAAAAAAGUCCACCUGAAGCUUGAGUCAUCAGCAUCCGUUUUCAGUGAGAACAUGGAAGAAGCAUAUGACUGCAUCAGAUCCCCUCGGCAUAAAGCAAAGCAGACUUCCGAAGAGUGCCGUGCAUGUAUACAUAUGAGGGAUGAGAGGAAAGCAAAUGUGCAUAAACGGUUAGGCACCAUUCAAAGUCACCCAGACAGCUUCGCCUCCUGUAAUCUGGCUCGGAAAAAUCAACUGCAGAAAGAAAACAAUCACUACAAGGACAGAGAGCAAACAGAAACUCAUACUUCAUUUCGUAAAGACAAACUACAUCUUCCAGAUUUGGAUUGUUCUGGGUCUCCUGGUGCAAAAGAACAAGGAGGAGAGUUGAACGAGACCCAGAAAUCCUUGGAAAACGUUGUUACACCUCAAUGCCAAACGAAUAACAUUUGUACACAGCAAAACACUUACAAGCACAGUGAUGGCCUGUUACCAGAAUGUGUCUCUGAGUCCUUAGCCCAACGAUCAUCUGAGCAAGGACAUCAGUGUGAGGGAAACUACAAUCCCUGUGUAUUCAAACAAUCUUCUGAUUGUACAGAAGCUGUCAAUGCAGAUGCUGAAAUGCCUAGGGAUAAUGCACUGGUUCAUGAAAUUAAGCCUAAAGCAUUGCCUUUUCUUCAUGUACUGAGCAAAGAUGGCAGGACAGCCUUACGGUGGCCCAGAGAACUUCUUUUGUUUACAAAAACAGAACCCUCCAUUUCCUAUGGUUGUAAUCCAUUGUAUUUUGAUUUUCGGCUCUCCUUAUCUCAUAGAGAAAGUGGGCAUCAUGAAGUCGACGAAGAAAGUCCUAAUGAGCACUCAACAAGAACUAUGGACAUAGAUGGAAAUGACGCCUCAGAUCUAACUGAGAACAAGCAACUGUCCAGUGAAAAAGAUAAUCAGUCUUUGAAGCCAAAGAAGAAGAAAAGAGCUCUAAGCCUCAAAAAGUCCUGGCCAAAAUUGGAUUCAGACACAGAGAAUGAAAUGAGUCAAAGUGCUCCAAAGUACGUCUCAGAUGAUUUGAAUGAAAACCUACCUGAAGUGCCUGCACCCCUUGAUUGCUCAAAAAGGCGUUACACGAGAGCAACAAGUCCCCACACAACAAUGCAUGUGAGAUCUUUAGCACAGCAGUUGCAGAACUGUGAAAAAACUCUACAGGAGGAAGUAACUGAAAACCUUUGCAUUUAUCCCUUGGUGUCUAGGACAAAGAAGCAAAAAUGUGCAAAAUGUGAUUUAAUGUAUGCCCAAAGACAAACCGACCUGGAUUUGGUCACCUGCAGCAGUGACAUAAGUGACAGCGGGAAAGAUUCCAUUCUCGGAUACAAGUUAGAUUCACCCAGGGAGUCCAUGGGAAACGAAGGCAAUGGGAAUUUUGCUGGUUGCUGGAAAUUCACUCCUUUGCAAAAGCCCUUUUCUGACAGACAGUCUAAUUAUUCUGACACUUCUGUUAGCAGUGCAACUAGUUACGCUAGUUGCUACUCUAGUCACAGAUCAAGUGAUCACAGCAGAAGUCAUUUGCCUUUUUGCUGCAAAAGGAAACAAAAGCCGGUUGAAAGGCAGAAAUGUAAACACAAAAAGCACAAUUGCAUUUCAUCUUCUGAUGAUGCAGAUGGGGGCUGCCUUUUCAACAAAACAAGUCAAAGAUCUAGAAACUGUGCACACAGGCAUAUGGCAAAAUAUCAAAGACAUUCGAGAUAUAGACAUUUACUACAAAGAGAUGUAUCAAAGCAAAGCAGGAACAGACACCCUCUCUGUAAACACAGCAGGAGCAGGAGCUACAGCAGCUCCAAAGGUUCUUCCACCCAAGAUUCAGGAAGCAGCGAAAGAUCAUCAAGCUGCACCAGAUCAAGAGCCAGCAGUUCGGGAUCCCUUGCAAAAGAAUUGGUGCAUGACUGGAACAAACACAAAAAGGAUAUGAAAAGCACCGACAGAGUUGAACCAGGAAAAUCAGACUCUGCACACUCAGACUGCCAGAAUGAAAGUUGUCCAUCAAAACAAGUUGGAAGCUGCUCCAUCAACCACUUAGGAAGGAAAGCAGUGGGGAAGAAGUCGUUAACGGCCAAACUACUUUUAGAGAGGGUGAAAUCAAAGCGAAACCAGGAGCAAACUCAGAACACUGAAAGCUUUUCAAAUACCUGCGAGAGAGAUCUCCCCCAUAGUCAACCAGGUGUUAAAGGUGCAUCAUCAGUGGAUAGUGAAGCAAUGUUACCUUUGCUUGAGAAAGCCCUUCACAUUGAUACGAGUAGCAGGUGGAACAAUGGAACUGGCUCUGUGGAAAGCGGCACAGGCACAGAGCGAGCCGAAGCUUCAGCGAUAGAUAAUAUUAUUCUGACAGCUAGCACUAACUAUGGCAAUAGCCUGCUUAACGACUUAGGUUAUCAGGCCCUGAAUAGGGCACAGGACACCGCAACAAAGCAUCAACCGGAUCUCUUAGCUGAUGAAAUGCAGCCCCUACUACAAAGCUGUGACUCGGUGCCAAAUGGUUUUCCUGGUGCUUUUCCUUCUCAUGGAUAUUCUGCUGUUCCCAACCUAACAGAGACCAAAGAAGAACACCAUGCAGGUGUAGACUUGAGUGGAGUGGAAGGGGAUCUGAACUGCUACUCUGACAGUGCUAUGCAUAAAUCCGGUGAAACAGAAAACAAGACUGAGCCGUACAGUAAGUGCAUCCCCUCUCCUUUAACGCAGCAGCCUAUAACCUUUUCCCCAGAUGAGAUAGACAAAUAUAGGUUUCUUCAGCUGCAGGCCCAGCAGCAUAUGCAGAAACAGCUUGUGGCAAAGCAUCGCAAGGUUGUGCCUGCCCCAGGACCAGCUGCCUUCUCUGCCUCCCCAGCUGUCCCUGUUCAGCAGCACUCGUCUGUUGCCACCCUCCGCCACACGCUGCUGCAGAGCUUUGCCCUGUCCACCGGAGUACAUCCUCACAACAGCCAUCUUUCCCUGACUCAUAUACACCCAUUCUCACCAUCGCCUUUUGCUCCAUUCUCACUCUCGCCCUUUACUCCGGCCUUCGUGCCCGCACACUCGGCACUCCUGGCGGGACACCCGUUCCAUUUCGUAUCGGCGACUCCCAUCCACCCAUCCCAUCUGGCAAUCCCGCCGCUGCCCCACGCAGCCUUUAUUCCUACCCUGUUCACGCCGCAGCUGAACGCAGCUGCAUCUUCUGCCGUACAUCUCAACCCCUUGAUCCAUCCAUUAUUCCAGACUCAAGAACUUCAGCAUCGUUCCUGACCUUGUCGGAGGUGUUGGUUAUCUGGAACGGAAAUGAAGAAGGUGUCAUUUUCCCUUUUAAAAUUGCAAAGUCAUUGUCCUACACUCCAAAAGCAAUUUAGAAUGACAAUUCCCAUUCAGCAGCCUAAUUGCAUAUCUUAUGAGAGACAUUGCGGAAAUCAAGGUCUGGCUGACGCAGCACAUGAUUGUUAAUUUGAUUUUCACAUUCCUUACAAUAAUAGCCUUCCCAAACCUGUUGCCCUCCAGAUAUUAUCGGACUACUGCUCCCAUCAUCCUGACCAUUGGCCACACUGGCUGGGGUUGAUGGGAGUUGUAGUCCAAAACACCUGGAAGGCAUCAAGUUGGCAGAGGCUGUCUACAGCUUUCAUACAGCCUUUUAUGCUGUAAUAGGCUUGUGGACAUUUUAAUCAUUUUCACAAGAAACAUAAGUUAGAAGUACAGGCAUCCACCCACGUACACUGAGGUGUACAUUCCAGGCCCCCAUGCACAUAACCAAAAUCACAUAAAGUGGGGAGCAUCCUCUAAAAAGCCUCAAAAAACAUUUUUUUCCUGCUGUCCCAUUUCUCUUUUCCCCAAAAUAUCUGGAGUUGAAGCUCUGGGGCCAGCUUGAGGAUGUGCGGGAAAGGUUCACAGGCACUUCCCCCCAGGUUGAGAAGCCCUUUUCCUCCAGACAAACACAUCUGUCAAACCCUCACAUGGUACACAGGCAUUCACAGAUGGGGACAAAAAAUGAUCAGUUCACCACAGAAAAGGAUUCCCCUAUCUGAAAUGUUGUGAAACUUGGCUUUCUAACAACAUAAUACGACACCUGUUUUGUCAGUACCAGUAUGAACAGGUGUGGGGGUUUUUCAUUGCAUUGUCAGUUUCAGAAGCAUUCAAAUGACAAGUGGAAAGGAUUGUCAUUAUCUCGGUUUGUAAGAACUCCCUCCCCCCGCCCCCAAGCACUGGAAGAUGCAGCCAUUCCAAAUAGCCACUAAAGUACAGCAAAUUGUAAGUUCUGACCCGCAUCUUAUUUCCUUGAAACUCAAUUCCAUUCAAACGUUGAGAUGUUUUCUAAGUAAAACAAUUCAUUUCAGGAUGCAAAUUUUAAGAUAUGUGUUAAUCAGACAGUGAGGUACUUACCCCAGUAAGUAAAGUAGGAGGAAGGGAUUUAUUUAUGGACUUUUGUCAAACCAUAAAGUAUAUUUCAUGAACACCCGCUGGUGUGAUCCACACAGAACUGUGUCUGAGCCUGCAGCAAGACAGUUCAGAAAGAAGACAUUAAAAACAGAUGUGGAGGCACCCUAAGACAGAAUCAGCACUAAAUGAGGGUUGAGUUAGCCUUUUACCUGCACCAUUUUCCCUACUGAAGUUGUCUUCCGAAGUUGCUAUUUUCCAGCUUAAAGGUGGGCAAUUUAAAUCAGGAAAAUGUUGGAAGGAAGGGUUUUUCCUCUCUCUCCCCCUAAUGUCUAGACCCUGAUCCAAUUGCCCACUCCACUGGCCUUUAACAUUAAGUAAAAGUGAGAUAUUCUGAUCAUGGAUUUCCUACAUUGCCCCAAGCUCAUCCCUUAGAAGGAUUCAACAUGCAUUCAGCUUCCAGAUCAACUUGCAUUUUAUAAAAGUAAAAAAAACAACAACCCAGGUUUCCCCCAGCUGCAUCUUCCACCAGUUACAAGAUGGAAUUCCAAUUCAGUCUCACCUAGGGUUAGUUUUAAAAGUUCACUUUGUACAGGAGAGGGACAAAAGUGAUCAGGCAAGACCAACCAAUCAGAUGUAACUGUUUCCCUGUUAUGAAAGCCUCUCUGUAAAACACUGAACAUGUCUGUUUGUUAUGCAGUUUGGCAAAAAAAGCAAACAAAUAAAUAUGCCACUUGAUUCAUUUUUCAAAGUGUUUAGUUUAUAUUGAAACUAAAUAAUACUCUGGCUAGUAUAACCUGUAAACUAGUUAUUUUGUUUUGUAUUCUCUGUUAAAAAAAAAAGUGUUUUAUAUUAUACAGUAGAUAAGUGAAUUGCACUAUUGAACAUGCAAUGCAGCUUUUUUUUUCUUCCUUUCAUUAUUCAAGUUGUUCCUGGGAAUGUAGUUUCAUGCAAUAAUUUUUUUCAAUAAAAAUGCUUAAUGACA
Podarcis muralis (Common wall lizard) is the source of this 6135-nucleotide messenger RNA. It is a transcript of the gene ZNF804B, whose product is annotated as zinc finger protein 804B. Gene Ontology annotation, cellular component: nucleus. The record is from RefSeq and is a predicted model, not a curated record. Lineage: Eukaryota; Metazoa; Chordata; Lepidosauria; Squamata; Lacertidae.